Molecule: messenger RNA, 1648 nt
Organism: Sapajus apella (tufted capuchin)
Lineage: Eukaryota; Metazoa; Chordata; Mammalia; Primates; Cebidae
Gene: EVI2A
Product: ecotropic viral integration site 2A
Exons: 3
Coding region: 311-1012 (233 amino acids)
Cellular component (GO): membrane
Source: RefSeq, a predicted model, not a curated record
UUUCGGUUUUUUUCCCCCCCAUGACAUGUGCUUUAAAUGCAGUGGAAAGGAAAUGUGUCAUCUGUGGUUUGGUUUUAUAAGUGGAAAACUAGCUGCACAUAUCCUUUUUAACUGCAGAUUUACUUUAAGGUUCAUUUCUACAAGUCUGUUCUGCUUUAAAUAAGAAGACAAGAAAAGAAGUGGUUUAUCAAAAUCACGUUAUAAUCAGAUUUUGACCAAGCAUUUUGUAAGUUUGUUUAUUUGGGCAUUGCAGUACAUCUGGCUGAAGACAAUCAACAGCAGGCCUAUUAUCUGUCCUGUGAUCAUCAGUAUGCCCACGGACAUGGAACACACAGGACAUUACCUACAUCUUGCCAUUCUGAUGACAACAGUUUUUUCUUUGUCUCCUGGAACAAAAGCAAACUAUACCCAUCUGUGGGCUAACAAUACUACUUCCUGGGAUUCAGUUACUCAAAACAAGACAGGCAGAAACCAAAAUGAAAACAUUAACACAAACCCUGUAACUCCUGAAGUAGAUUAUAAAGGUAAUUCUACAAACAUGGCUGAAACAUCUCACAUUGUAUCUUUUACUUCUAAAUCUGAACAGGAGCUUUAUUUACCUUCUGUUGUCAGCAACAGUCCUUCAACAGUACAGAGCAUUGAAAACACAAGCAAAAGUCAUGGUGAAAUUUUCAAAAAGGAUGUCUGUGUAGAAAACAACAACAACAUGGCUAUGCUAAUUUGCUUAAUUAUAAUUGCAGUGCUUUUUCUUAUCUGCACCCUUCUAUUUCUAUCAACUGUGGUUCUGGCAAACAAAGUCUCAACUCUCAGACGAUCAAAACAAGUAGGCAAGCGUCAGCCUAGAAGCAAUGGCGAUUUUCUGGCAAGCGGUCUAUGGCCUGCUGAAUCAGACACUUGGAAAAGAGCAAAACAGCUCACAGGAUCCAACCUAGUGAUGCAAUCUUCUGGAGUGCUUACAGAUACAAGGGAAAGAAAAGAUGAAGAAGGAACUGAAAAACUUACUGGCAAAUAGAUGAGUUAGUGAAGAAAACUGCAAAGUGGCAAUGAGAAGGAUUAUGGAAUAAAAAUGAAGUCAGUUGGUAUUUAAUGCCAAAGUGUUGUUCUGAUGAUCUAAAAUUUGACAUGGUAGACCUUGCAAUUUAGAAUCAAGCAGGUGAGAGAGGGAGAAGAAUGCCUUCUUAAUCACUUAAACCUUUUGUUUUGACACUGAAUAUUUUUAAAAAGCAAAUAAUAAAAUAACUAAGCAUUUAAGGAAAGUUUUAAGGAUAAAUUGAGAAAACUGAGAGCAAGGGAUAAUUAAAUAAAUAUUCCCUACAUAGCGAUCGUGAUAAGAUGAUCUUUGUCUGAACGUAAUUAAACUUUGAAGAGUUUUAGUGUGUCCUUAAAGCCAAGUACAUGCUUUAACAUCAAAUGAGAGUCAAAUUCCUAAUGCAUAGCGCUAAGCUGUAUAAUUUAAUGGUACCUUCUUUGCUGGAUGUGGCAGAAUCCAUACCAGCUUAUCAAUCAACACAGCUUAUUUUAGCCUAGGUGCUUUUUAUCUUUCCCUAUGGCACACAUAAGAAAGUGUUUUUCUACUAUUAAUAUUAAAUUAAACCUUUAAUUUUGCAUAAUAAAUUAAAAGUCAUUAGAAUAAACCUGUGACUAUGUA